This is a messenger RNA of Leptonychotes weddellii (Weddell seal), 4071 nucleotides long. The record is from RefSeq and is a predicted model, not a curated record. Lineage: Eukaryota; Metazoa; Chordata; Mammalia; Carnivora; Phocidae.
CGGUGCCAUACUCUGCAGCCAAGACACCUCACCCUGCAAUGACCCCAGCAGCUGCUAACCAGGCUAAGCAGGGAUCUCUAAUAAAUUCCCUAAAGCCUCCGGGGCCCACGCCAGUGUCUGGUCAGUUGUCAUCUGGUGAUAAAGCUUCAGGGCCAGGGGCAGCCAAGAUAGAAACAGCUGUGACUUCUCCCCCGCCUGCUGCUGGGCAGCUCAGCAAGUCUUUCUCAUUUUCUCCGGCAGGGACUGGCUUUAAUUUUGGGAUAAUCACACCAACCCCGUCUUCUAACGUCACUGCCACACAAGGGACAGCACCCCCCGCUAAAGAGUCACAGCAGCUCGACGCGUUCUCAUUUGGCGGGGGAGGCAAACCCUUUUACGAGCCUGUGGCUGAGAGCUCGCCCCUGUCGGGGAUGACAGCGCCACCCAGCGCCGGAGCCUCUCCUGCCGAGCCUGCGCCUUCCAGCAGCCGACCCGCAGCACCUUCUGGAAUUGCUCUUUCUAACUCCUCUAGCAAGCUGGAAACUCCACCAUCCAAGUUGGGAGAGCUUCUGUUUCCAGGUUCUUUGGCCGGAGAGACCCUGGGAAGUUUCUCGGGACUGCGCGUCGGCCAAGCAGAUGAUUCCACAAAGCCAGCCAUUAAGGCUUCAUCCACAAGCCUGACUAGUGCACAGCCGACCAAGACUUCAACCGUCCCCUCGGGGUUUAGUUUUACUGGGCCUCCCGUGUUAGGGAAGCACGCAGAGCCCCCUGUGACCUCCUCUGUGACCGCCUCCACAGGGGCACCGGCAGCAGUGAGCCCAAGCGCUAGCACUUCCUCGCCUGGCAUCUUUGGCAGUCUGCCCCUCCCCAGCGCGGGAUCCUCCGGGGUGAUCGGUUUCAGUGGGAUGGCCCCAAGUGGUAGCAAGACGAGUUUUUCCUUUGGAAGCCAACAGACGAGUAGUACAGUACCCCCAUCCGCCCCUCCGUCGGCGACAACUGCCGCUCCCCUUCCUACCUCGUUCCCCACCUUGUCAUUUGGUAGCCUCCUGAGUUCAGCAUCCGCUCCCACCCUGCCUAUGUCCUCUGGUAAAAGCACAGAGGAGGCCACGUCCUCAGCUUCGCCUGAGAAGCCAGACAGCAGUGAGGCCUCAGCAUCAACAGCCUCACUCCUGGGGCAGCACCAGUCAGCCCCGCUUCCCCCAGCUCCUCUGCAGACUUCUGACUCCGGGAAGAAAGAAGCUGCCCUCGCGCAGCCUGCGGUUAGCAGCGCCGGCCCUGCCGCGUCCAGUUCCAGUCUCGUGGCACCCGGUGCAGAGGCCACUCCAGCAGCCCCCGCGGUCCCUGAUGUCAAGACGGAGCCGGCAGCUCCUGCUUCCACGCUCUCGGCGCCCGGGCAGCCCGCUGUCACGGCAGCGACGACCCCAGGCACGGUCCCCGUGGCCCUUGAAACCCCAGGUCCCCCCACGACCUCCAGUUCUGUUGCCAGCGUUGCUCCGAGCCUGGCGACGGAGACGGUGGCGUUUGGGACCGCCACUUCGGGCUCCUCUGUCUUCGCUCAGCCACCUGCUGCUAGCUCUAGCUCAGCUUUCAGUCAGCUCCCCAGCAGCACGGCCACCGCCCCCUCGGCUGCCCCCAUGUUUGGGCAGGUGGCGGCCAGCACCGCACCGAGCCUGUUUGCGCAGCAGACGGGCAGCAUAGCCAGCUCGGCGGCCGCCACGCCGCCGGUCAGCAGCUCGGGCUUCGGCAGCCCCGCCUUCGGCACCUCGGCCCCCGGGGUCUUUGGACAGGCGUCGUUUGGGCAGGCCCCGGCCUUUGGGCAGUCAACAAGCAGCCCCACGAGCGGCUUUUCCUUCAGUCAGCCUGGGUUCAGCUCUGUGCCUGCUUUUGGGCAGCCCGUGUCCUCCACCUCCACGUCUGCCAGUGGGAACGUCUUUGGUGCCUCUUCGAGCGCCAGUAGCUCCAGCGCCUUCUCAUUCGGACAGUCUUCUGCCAGCACAGGAGGGGUGCUGUUUGGCCAAAGCAACCCUCCUGCGUUUGGGCAGGGUCCCGGCUUUGGGCAGGGAGGCUCUGUGUUUGGUGGCACCUCAGCCACCACCACGACAGCAUCAUCAUCUGGGUUUAGCUUUUGUCAAGCUUCAGGUUUUGGGUCUAGUAAUACUGGUUCUUUGUUUGGUCAAGCAGCCAGCACUGGCGGAACAGUCUUUGGCCAGCAGCCCUCUUGCAGUGGGAACAUGUUUGGGUCUGGAAACACUGGAAGAGGGGGAGGUUUCUUCAGUGGCCUUGGAGGGAAACCCAGCCAGGAUGCAGCCAACAAAAACCCAUUCAGCUCGGCCAGCGGGGGCUUUGGAUCUGCAGCCACCCCAAAUACCUCUAAUCUAUUCGGAAACAGUGGGGCCAAGACAUUUGGUGGAUUUGCCAGCUCAUCGUUUGGAGAGCAGAAACCUGCUGGCACUUUCAGCUCUGGAGGAGGAAGUGUGGCAUCCCAAGGCUUCGGGUUUUCUACUCCAAAUAAAACAGGUGGCUUCGGUGCUGCUCCAGUGUUUGGCAGCCCUCCUACUUUUGGGGGAUCCCCUGGGUUUGGAGGGGUGCCAGCAUUCGGUUCAGCCCCAGCCUUUACAAGCCCUCUGGGCUCGACGGGAGGCAAAGUGUUCGGAGAGGGUACUGCGGCUGCCAGCGCGGGAGGAUUCGGGUUUGGGAGCAGCAGCAACACCACAUCCUUCGGCACCCUCGCAAGUCAGAAUGCUCCGACUUUCGGAUCACUGUCCCAACAGACCUCUGGUUUUGGGACCCAGAGCGGGGGAUUCUCUGGCUUUGGAUCGAGCGGAGGAGGAUUCAGCUUUGGAUCAUCCAACUCGUCUGUCCAGGGCUUUGGUGGCUGGAGAAGCUGAGUGGGUGUCGGUGUUCUUUCAGUUCCUGUGACCAACUACAUUCUCAGCUCCUCUUCGCUGAGCCACACUGGAGCAGUCCUUUCCCGUGAACAUUCGCACUGAAACACACACCCAGAAAGAAACAGCAGAAACCAAAACUCUAUAGAGAUGCUUGAUCGCUUGUUUGUUUUAUUUUCGAUUUCGUGUUGGUUGUCGUGCCCCCCCACCCCCACCGUCGGUCCCCCACUAUUAAACUCUGGUCUGUUUCCAUGCUGAAUGUAUGUGGGUUAUGUCAGGUCACAGCCUGGGAGAGAGGUUUCCUCAUCGCUGUGGCUCUGAGAAACCUUCCUGGCCUUCCGUCAGCCAGCAGUGUAUGUCUUCAAGGAUGGUACCAGAAGUUGGCAGUGUAGGAGACGGAUGCACGCAGAGGGUGGGCAGGAGCUUCUCCCAUGACCCGCUCUCCUCGGGCCUAGGCCCUUGCCCAGGGAGGAGGUGGAGUGCUGGCCAGGCACCUUUUUGAGGCCGUAACUUGGUAUCUCCUUUUCGUGUCCUUGCUGCUGUUGGGUAUCAGGACCCUCAAGGCACCAGCCUUGUGAUUGGGUGGAGGGCCAGGAACUCCCUCACGCGGGCAUCAGCUGAGUUUCAGAAGAGCUCGUGGCACCUUAAAUGGAGGUACAGGUGGCCGUGAGACGAGCAUGGAAAAGAGGCCAGUGGGCGCUGAUGACAGGGACGCUGCCCUUGGACCAGCCCCAUCAGCUCUGCUUGGUUUGUCUCUGGGGGCUGUGUGUCCCACGGCUGAUUUCUUCGACUCUGGAGAGGCGUGAUGGAGAAGAGCGUCUUUAUCUCCAGUGACCGUGACGUUGGUCACCACGCCUGGCCCGUUGCCUGUGAACCGCAGUGCAGAUAACCCUGAGGCAGGCCUGGAGCCGAGCCGACACCAUAGUCACGUGCUUGCUGGCAUGGCGGAAGGACCCCAACUUCAGUCUUAUCAAAGCACGUGAAGUGCAGUAGCUUUCAGGUCUGGGCAUGUUCCACUUUUUGGGCCUGUGGUGUCCUAGGCAGUUGCCGACAGACAAGGACUGCCUCACAUCCCCGUCGGGCAGGGAUGCGACCGUGCAUUGGCUCGGGUCGUGGCAGGGGAGGGCCAGGAAGGGUUGUUUAGAGUUUUACAUAUUGGAAAGUUCUAUUUUAAAAUGUUUUAAUAAAAGUUUUCCAUGUGACUGUA